UUUUGUAGGACGGCACACAUGACAAGGUGUAUUAGACAAUGCCUUGCCCGUCAAAAAUGCUAGCAAUCCCGACUUCUUCAUGCUGAACUUUGGCUGGCCUACGCCUCAUCGAUUUGGAGUGUUGUCAUAAGAAUACGCCAGCUCGCACUACCAUGAAAAAGAGCGUUAGAGACGCACGCGCAGCGCGACCGUUGGAUACAAUAGGCUUGCACAGCCCUGCUGAAGUCUUUGCUGCAGCGGUCAAGAGAGCAAUUAUUGAACAUGUAAUCGUCAAGUUCGUCAACGCUCAUCGAUUUGGAGUGUUGUCAUAAGAAUACGCCAGCUCGCACUACCAUGAAAAAGAGCGUUAGAGACGCACGCGCAGCGCGACCGUUGGAUACAAUAGGCUUGCACAGCCCUGCUGAAGUCUUUGCUGCAGCGGUCAAGAGAGCAAUUAUUGAACAUGUAAUCGUCAAGUUCGUCAACGCUGUUGGAGCUCCGACUCCUCCUGCGUUUUGUCGUUGUUUACAAUAAAAAAAAGGACAGGCGUGGACUGUGGUGCAACGAGCAAUAGUGGGUGUGCGUUUUGCUCUUGUUCCUACUAGAGUCUGUUGCGGGGAGAGGGGAGCUCAUAAUUACCUUUUUACCCGGGUGUGCACCUCGCUCUCACUGACAAGAGCAAAAGAAGACACGGAUGAUGUGUUUUUACUCCCUACCGUUCUCUAUUCUCUCUCGGUUAAAAACAAAGGAUUCAAUAGAAAGAGCGUUGAAAGAUUUUACAUAAAGACAAGGCUUUUUUCUUUCCAGUCAGUUGUUUUCGGCAAGGGUUUGGUCCAUUGUGGCAAACCGAAAAUCAAGAUGAAAUUUCCCACGGAGAACCCAAGAAAACCAGGGAAUCCCAACCCUACGCCAGUGGCGGUCCAGACCAACCUGUUCCCCCCUAAGAAGGUCCAGCCAGGCAUGAUGAGUGCCAGCCUGGUCCAGGCCAGUGUGGCCACCAUGCAGAACCCCAUGGGCUGCACCGUGCCACGGCUCUCUCCAUCGCGACCUGCCAGCAUGGUGGCCAGCAUGGAGGCGGUGGGCGAGGAUGGCUCGCCCCUUUUCACGGUCAUGAAGUGGAAGACCGUGGUGGCGGUGUUUGUGGUGGUGGUUGCCUAUCUGGUGGGGGGAGGCCUGAUGUUCCGGGCCCUGGAGCAGCCUUUCGAGAGCAACCAGAAGGUGACCAUCACCGCAGAGAAGGCGGCGUUCCUGCAGAAGCACCCCUGUGUCUCACCGGCGGAGCUGGAGGUGCUUAUCAAGCACUCUGUAGAUGCAGUGAAUGCUGGGGUCAGCCCGAUAGGAGACACAUCCUAUAACUCCAGCCACUGGGACCUGGGCAGUGCCUUUUUCUUCGCUGGAACCGUCAUCACAACCAUAGGAUAUGGUAACAUUGCUCCCAGCACUGAGGGCGGGAAGAUUUUCUGUAUCCUAUAUGCAAUAUUUGGCAUCCCUCUGUUUGGGUUCCUGCUAGCCGGUGUGGGGGACCAGCUAGGGACCAUAUUCGUGAAAAGCAUCGCCAAGGUGGAGAAAAUGUUCCGGCAUAAACAGAACCAGAUCAGCCAGACCAAGAUCCGAGUGGCCUCCACGUUGCUCUUCAUCCUGGCGGGUUGUAUCCUCUUUGUCACCAUUCCAGCAGUCAUCUUCAAACACAUAGAAGGCUGGACUGGACUGGAGGCCAUCUACUUUGUUGUCAUCACUCUGACAACUAUCGGAAUAGGAGACUAUGUGGCAGGAGGGGACCGGAGGGUCGUGUAUCGUAAUUGGUAUAGACCUCUGGUGUGGUUCUGGAUUCUGGUGGGGUUGGCCUAUUUUGCUGCUGUACUGAGCAUGAUUGGUGACUGGCUGAGGGUCCUGUCCAAGAAGACAAAAGAGGAGGUUGGAGAGAUCAAGGCCCACGCAGCCGAGUGGAAGGCCAACGUGCGCGCCGAGUUCCGGGAGACGCGGCGACGCCUGAGUGUGGAGGUCAGCGACAAGCUCCAGCGGACCGCCACCAUCCGCAGCAUGGAGCGCCGCCAGCUGGGCCUGGACCAGUGGGCCGUCUCCACGGACAUGCUCUCCCCGGAACGCCGUGCCGCCUUCAACAGUCUGGACACCAACCCCUACAAGACCUCAUCUCAGGAGAGCAUCGACAUGAAACUCAACAACCUGCGUCUAAGGGGGGCAGAGUGUGAUCCGCGCCGGUCCGAAAGUGUGGCCUCCUCAGACGACAACAUCUUUAAUCGCCUGGGUUCCGUCACCAAGCUGGCCAAGAGAAACAAGAACCGCGAGCUGAAGAAGAAUAUCCCAGAUGAGCUACAAUGCAGGCCCUUUAGUACUCCGCCUAUGGAGAUGGGGAAGAGAAAGGAGGAAGAGGAGGAGGAGGAGGAGGAGGAAGAUGAGGGGUUAGACAAAAAGUUCAACACCAGCAUGUCCGAUCUGCCGCUGUUCGUCGAAGUGUGCAAACCCCAGAAUGGUUUCACAGUACCAUUCAUACCACUUCAGACCAAAGAAAAAAAGACUGAGGGGGAAACACUUCAACUUGAAGAAAAGGAGCUGCGUAUCCAGAUGGAUCCUUAAAAAUGUUGGUUGUUCCUCUGAGGUAAAGGAUGUUUUAAACGUCACCACCAUAUGUGCCUUACAUUUCUGUCACGCCUUUGUGUGCUUGAUAUUGGGGGAACGGUUGUGUCCCUGUGUGCUAUGUAAUGUUAUUCAAUAUUCACUGUGCCCUAAUAACCUGAAGGAAAGACAUUAACCUCAUACGUUUCUACAAUCACCUGGUAAAAUAUUUUUUAGAUUUGAGGUUCUUGUGGUACAGAACAACCAAAAAUAUGGUUUAUUUGGAGUGAAAGACAAGAUGGCUGCUAUUCAGAAGAGUCGAUAAUAAAGCAAGUAAGAUGCUUUGAUGAGUCUGACUUUUAUGUACGUAGUGGACUUCGACGAGACGGUGCUGCUCCUAAAUACACAUCCGAGGUCAUUUUAGGACAAGAGAACUGAGCUGCUGAGAAUAGAGCAACAAUUGAAUAAGAGCAACAACUGGAGACUCACCUGGAUUUGGUUAUUGUGAAAUGUACGACUUUGUUCUCAUUCCGUCACGACACAUGAACUCUGAAAAUUGAUGAAAAAAGUUAUAAAAAACAAACACAAUUUUGUCUGUGCAUGGUCCUUGAGCUAAACUGUCUAGAAGGUGUGUGAUUACGCUAUUAAG
Molecule: messenger RNA, 3202 nt
Organism: Oncorhynchus mykiss (rainbow trout)
Lineage: Eukaryota; Metazoa; Chordata; Actinopteri; Salmoniformes; Salmonidae
Product: potassium channel subfamily K member 10
Biological process (GO): potassium ion transmembrane transport; stabilization of membrane potential
Cellular component (GO): plasma membrane
Molecular function (GO): potassium ion leak channel activity; outward rectifier potassium channel activity
Source: RefSeq, a predicted model, not a curated record